Molecule: messenger RNA, 3046 nt
Organism: Carcharodon carcharias (great white shark)
Lineage: Eukaryota; Metazoa; Chordata; Chondrichthyes; Lamniformes; Lamnidae
Gene: apbb1ip
Product: amyloid beta (A4) precursor protein-binding, family B, member 1 interacting protein
Exons: 14
Coding region: 133-2220 (695 amino acids)
Biological process (GO): signal transduction
Cellular component (GO): cytosol; plasma membrane
Source: RefSeq, a predicted model, not a curated record
ACCCAAUCCCCAGUGAAAAGUGAUAGAUAUUUAGAUUCUCUAAGACUCAAGCCAGUGGAUGUUGAAUACAAUAAAAUUGGUGCUCACUAAAGCAAUUUUGCAAUUGUUCUGAAACUCAGAGAACAUUCAAAGAUGGAGUUGGGAGGAGGUAAUGCCACUGAUGACAUAGAUGCCAUGUUCAGUGAUCUCCUAGGAGAGAUGGACCUGCUGACACAGAGUUUAGGAGUGGAUACCAUUCCACCUGAAUCUACAAAACCCAAUCAUGAUUCGGAGUACAAACUCUCGAUUGGCUUUACGGAUGUAAAUGAGUCUCUCAAUGCAUUGGAAGACACCGACUUGGAUGCUUUAAUGGCAGACCUAAUGCAGGACAUCAAUCAGACAGAGCAAGUCUGCAAUGCAAAAGCAAUGACAGCUACCUCGCAAGCCUCCUCAGCUUCAAACUUUUGGAAUACCACCACAAUGCCAGAUUUUCCAGUGCUCCAAUCAACAGAACCCACAGCAACACCAGGGAGAUACACAGAGCACCCAAGCCUAGAUUUACCACCGCCUCCAGCUGACAUGUUUCCACCACCCAGUUCAACUUCCCUGUCCCUUCCACCACCACCACCUCUGGAACCUCCAGAACCACUAACAGAGGAAGAACAAGAGGCCCGGGCAAAAGCUGACAAGAUCAAACUUGCUUUGGAAAAGCUGAAGGAGGCAAAGGUUAAAAAGCUGGUUGUCAAGGUCCUCAUGAAUGAUAGCAGCAGUAAAACACUGAUGGUUGAUGAAAGGCAGACUGUGCGAGAAAUUCUGGACAAUUUAUUUGAGAAGUCUCACUGUGACUGCAAUGUGGAUUGGUGUCUGUAUGAAAAAAAUCCGGAGCUACAGAUUGAGAGAUUUCUGGAAGAUCACGAGAACUUGGUGGAGACCCUGUCACAUUGGACACGAGACAGCGAAAACACACUUCUAUUUGUUGAACGAAAAGAGAAGUACGCUGUCUUUAAAAAUCCUCAGAAUUUCUACAUUGCAAAGAAAAAAACAGAAGGGAAGGAUAUGAAAGAGAAAAACAAAGAGGCUUUACUGGAGGAAUGUUUCUGUGGAACAUCUGUCAUUGUACCAGAGCUUGAAGGAACCCUCUGUGUAAAAGAAGAUGGAAAAAAGUCGUGGAAACGUCGAUAUUUUCUCCUGCGAGCUUCUGGAAUUUAUUAUGUUCCUAAAGGAAAAACUAAGACAUCUCGUGAUCUGGUUUGUUUCAUUCAAUUUGAGAAUGUCAAUAUUUACUAUGGAAUGAGUUACAAAGCAAAAUACAAAGCGCCAACUGAUCAUUGCUUCAUACUGAAGCACCCCCAGAUUCAGAAGGAGUCACAAUACAUCAAGUACCUAUGUUGUGAUGAUCCCUGGGCUCUACAGCAGUGGGUAACUGGGAUACGAAUAGGAAAGUACAGUAGGACAUUGUAUGACAAUUACAAAGUGGCAGUGCAAAGGGCUGGUCUGGCAUCACGAUGGGCAAAUUUGUCAAAUGUGGAACCUAUCCAUACUACAAGCACCAUUCCAGCUGCUCCUCAACCAAAUGGACAUCUAAGACAACCCCAGCAAGCACCGAACCCAGUCAGCCCUGGGUUUUCUGAUGCCUGGAUGCGUGCAGAGGAGAAGAGGACAUAUAACACUGAUACCAACAUCCCACCACCUGCUCCACCCAUGUACGAUGAAGAAGAGGAUCUACCGCCUCCACCCCCAUCCUUUGAACCUCCCCCUCCACCUUUACAGCCUCCUCAGCUGCCAGCAGAGCCUUCCAAGCCAAAGCCAGGUGCUCCUCCACCACCCAUCCGACAUUCUCCAUCUGCUACUUCUGCUGUGCCACCUCCUACUUUAAUCAAACGGAAAAAUUCAGGUGCCAGUAACGAACCAAAACCAAGCACUCGCUUCGCUGAUUUACCUCCACCUCCUCCGGAUCCAGAGAAUUUUCCAGAACCACCUCCUGAUUUUCUGCCACCUCCUCCUCCAUGCUUCAACAGCAAUUCCGGAGGAACGCCACCGCCACCGCCACCUCCUCCUCCACCACCUUCUUCUACCCCAACCAUCAAUGCUGUGAAAAGGCCACUUGUGCCAAAGAGGAGUGAGAAUGCCGUGGUGACCCCCAAAAUUAGACCUGGAGGAGAUGGAUCCUCGGACAAGCCAGACCUUAUGUCAGAUCUCAUGAAAGUCCUACAGAAGAAAAGAGCUGCACUGAAUGAAUAAGCACAAGCGAUUUAACCAAAGAUUUGUGUCCAUACUUACUUUGCAGUUUAUGUGACACUAAACCAUUUACUAAAAACAGCUCAAGUAAAGUAGGCUCAUAUUGGCAAAUAGUCUGGUUAUCACAAGUAAAGAAGAAGCAUUUGAACACAGUGCCGGAGGCACCUGCAACAAUGAAAACAAGCAAUGUAUUAAAAUGUUGCAUUAUCAAAGAAAAUAUCUAUAUGGUUAUACAGCUGGUUUGUUAAUUUUUCCAUAAUUGUACAUAUGUGAUGUUCUGUUUUGUUUUACAACAAUAUCCAUGUUACUUUAAGAUGGUGAAUUUAAAUUCCUUCUGAUAGCAAUUAUGAUGUGGUGUUGGUCCAGAAAAACCAGGAAAUCUGUGCUGAUUUAGUUGAAUUCAGGUACACCAGUGCCAAAGCCAUUCUAUAUAAUCUCUAGAUUAGAAGGAUAUGAAACAGCCAGAGUUUCUACUUCUGAUUGCCUUCCUGCUGUAAGAUAGCUAGAUCAGAUAAGCUCAGGAUCAUGGCUCAGCUAUGAAGCCCCUUGUGGUCAAACAGCCCAAUGCCUCAUCUAGGCUCAUACAUAAACAAUAGCUAUUUGGACCAACUAUUAAAACGGCUUCUUCUACCUUUGGAACUGGUUUCUUCUUUAUUUCAGUCCAGCAGGAAAAAAAUAAGCAAUUUUUAUGAAAAUAAUCACCAGCCAUGGAUUUAAAACUGUUUGGUUUCCAUUUCUUUCCAGUUAGCAGAAAUAGCCCAUUAAAAAAUGCUGAGAUUGUAAAAACAAUAAAGGGGCUGGAGGAAGAGAGAUGUCAAUUGACUGUCAA